Molecule: messenger RNA, 591 nt
Organism: Arabis nemorensis
Lineage: Eukaryota; Viridiplantae; Streptophyta; Magnoliopsida; Brassicales; Brassicaceae
Source: the annotation of a GenBank genome assembly
AUGGCUCUUGAAGCUCUUAAUUCUCCGAGAUUAUUAGCUUCGACUCCUUUUGACGAUUCCUCCGCAGGUUUCCAUGGCAAAGGCAAGCGAUCCAAACGCUCCAGAUCUGACCAUCACCACAACAACAGUCUCACUGAGGAAGAGUAUCUCGCUUUCUGUCUCAUGCUUCUCGCUCGUGACGGCGAUCGGGCUGAGAGACCGAUCUACAAGUGUAGCGUAUGUGACAAGGCGUUUCAGUCUUACCAAGCUCUCGGUGGACACAAGGCGAGUCACCGGAAAAGCUUUAAUCAAACUCUAUACUCCGGCGGCGGAGAUGAUGGUAAGCCGACCACCACCGUGAAAUCGCACGUCUGCUCGAUCUGUCUGAAAUCGUUCGGAACGGGACAAGCUCUUGGCGGACACAAGCGGUGUCACUACGAAGGAAGCGUUUCCAAUUCGGAAGGUGUGGGGUCUACUAGCCACGUCAGCGGCCACCGUGGAUUCGACCUGAACGUAACUCCGAUACAGGAGUUAUCUCCGGUCAACGCCGACGACCAAGUGAUGAGUCCCAUGCCGGUGAAGAAGCCUCCCUUUAGGAUGAUAAAAAGAUGA